AUGGCCUCGACCAAACCCAGCGCUCGCGGCGUAAGCAUCGCCAGCUUCACCAACAUGUUUACUGUUGGUACCGUGUACGCCCUUAGUAUCUUGCAAACCGAACUCCCAAGACUCUUUGACGAUGCAAUCCCCCACAGCUACUCAUAUUCCUUAUCCGCGGCGUUGUUGGCCGUUGCGUCGGUCUUAUUCAGCCAUGGAGUCGGGUUUAGUACACUCCCCGGUGUCAUCAAGAGUAGAGUUGAUGGAUCGUCUUUCGCGUACGAAUACGGCCUGGUCCUUACGACUUGGGGAUUGGCGGGUGUGGUGGGGAGUGGAAUCGAUGCGCUUGCUACGCCUGAAUCCGGCGAUUUUACUGCUGCUUGA
This is a messenger RNA of Aspergillus mulundensis, 363 nucleotides long. RefSeq lists its product as uncharacterized. Bases 1 to 363 code for a protein of 120 amino acids. The transcript has 3 exons. The record is from RefSeq and is a predicted model, not a curated record. NCBI's taxonomy places the organism in Eukaryota, Fungi, Ascomycota, Eurotiomycetes, Eurotiales, Aspergillaceae.